GGGAAUCAACCGGGGUGCUUCGACGUGAAGAGUCAUCAUAAACAUAAACGCAAGGCAAGGCAUAAACUUAGGGCGGUAAUUAUUCCAUCCAGUGACUGGCUUGAACCAUCAUCCUGCAUCAGUAGCGGUCUUAAGUUGAUAACAGUUAUACUAAAAAGUAUAUAUUUUCCAAAUAUAGUUCGGCAGUCGUCAAAUAGUAGAGAUUACUGAUAGAAGAACGCCCGCACUAACGAAACGCACCUGUUUAGUUCCUGGUUGAGUUGUUCCGGAAUGGCGCCUCCAAAAGAAGCCGCCGAACCGCGCCAGAAACGAAACUUACUUUUGUAAACAUCGUUACACAGCGUUUACUUCCUUGCCUACUAUGUCAUCUGCUGUUGCUGCUCCCAGAAAGAGGUGAUUGGUGUCGAGCCUUCAGUAGCAGUCGUGUCUUAUGUGGGAGAAGCCUAUGUGGCAUCUACCUUGGCUGCAGCCCUUGCAGAGGAGAGAUAAGACGCGAGCUAUAGGCCCCCACUGUACUAUGCUAAAGGGUACCUUUGCCAUAUUUGAUGAUGUGUGAUAUAAUAAAUAAGGUCACAAAGAAAUUAACUUCAGGGUCAGAAUUCUCAAAGCGGUCAUCAGGUCAUAUGCAGCAACUCAAAAGUUAUUCAUGUGGGGUUCCAGAAGUUCCCCGAUCCAGAAUAAAAUUUUUGAAGCAGUUGGGAAUAGGAAGUUUUGCCAAGACAUACAAGGGGCUAUUGUUAGCAGAAUCACCAGAUGAGUUACCGGUAACAGUAGCUGUCCGAGAAUUGAAGGAAAACAUGCCCAACUCAGUUCGUUCUGACUUCCUUGAAGAGCUUCAAUUCUUAGCAGAUCUGCAUCAUCCUAACAUAAUGUGUUUAUUAGGUGUCAUAACUGAGUCUGAGCCGAUUUCCAUGUUAUUUGAAGUUAGUUCACAGGGCUGUUUACCAAGGUUUUUGAUGUCUCAUUCGCCCAAGUCACAAGAGUCUAGGAGUAAUGGAGAGGCAGACGAUUUCCUCAGAAUAGAUGAGUUGUAUCUGAUUGCUUCACAGGUUGCAGCUGGUAUGGAAUACUUAGCCAGCAGAUGUUAUGUAUAUAAUGCAUUAAUGGCUUCAAAUUGUUAUGUUGGGGAAAAUUUGUUGGUCAAGAUUUAUGAAGCUGAAAUUAAAUGCAACAGAAUGUACGUUGCUGAGGACCUACUUGAAAUUCGGUGGAUGCCUCCUGAGAUGUUAUCCAAGCCACACAUUACCUUAGAAGUCAAUGUUUGGAACUUUGGAGUUGUACUUUGGGAAAUUUUCAGUUAUGGAACAAAGCAGCCUUACCAGGGUCUCUCAAGUCAAGAGGUUGUGGAGAAAGUUAAGUCCCUUCAGCUUUUAGAAUGUCCAGAUGGGUGCCCUGCUCAUGCGUAUGACUUGAUGCUCAAAUGCUGGCAAGGCAAUCCAGACAAACGACCCUCUUUCAGGAAUUUGCAUGGAUGGCUGAAGUCGUGGGAAGGUUUUCCAGAUUCAUAGCAAGUCAUCAGUUUGUGCCUGGUACUGUGAUCUCCUUUGAGGAUCCUUGGAAAUGGACAUGUUUACAUUGGUAGGUAUAUUUCAUAUAGUUCAGCUGUAGUUUGUAGAUCUUCCUAUUGUGUAACUGUCUCUAGUAUGUAUAUUGAGCUAUUAUUUUUAGAUAUGUAGUUAUAUGAUCAAAGGAAUUCUGUCUUUUUGUAAGCAUGCUGACAGUGGUAUUCAUUUGAAUUAUGAAAGUAAUUUUUAAUCAUUUUCUAUGCUUGGUCAAGGUUGAUAGAUUGCUUUGUGCCAUUGUAUUAAUUAGCAUUUUUUAAAUGCUGUUAUUUAAAAGAUAAGAUAUAAUUUUAUAUUUUUAAGAAUGAACCCUUCUAGCCAACUCCAUGAAAGCAAAGAUUGUUAGUCAUUGAUUUGGAUAAGUCACUAUAUUGUGUCAACUCAAGUAAUAUGUUUAAAAUAGGUUUUUGUGGAUACAAUGAGCCUGUUAUUUUUUUUUAUUCUGUAUCCAUCCGUCCCCAUCAGAUAAAAAAUGAAAACGUAUAAUAGAUUUAAUAAAUGCUUCUGUCACCGAGGGAUGUUUCAUAUUUUCAUUCUGCUGAUGUACUUUGGCUCUUUGUCUACUCUCUUUGGCUAGGCCUGUUGGCAAGAGUGAAAUUAGCUUUAAUUUACAAAAUAAAGAUAUUAACAGUGUUUUUUUUUUAUUGGCUAAAAUACUUUUAGAAGGAUCUGAUUAACAACUUGCAUGUCACUAACUCUCCGUGCUCAGUACUUUGGUUUUGGAAUAGAUUUAGUAGUUUGCUGAAGUAAGUGCUAGCAGUAGUCUUCAAUUGUUGAUAUGCAUGUCAAAACAAUGGGAAGAGUACUUUUUCAAGUAUAUAUUCAGUAAAUGCAUUUUUAAAAGGUAAUAAUUUUUAGAUUUACAUGAUGAUGAUCAAUAUAUGCUUUGUAUGUUUGGGGAUUAAAGAUUCAGAUUAUCUGAUCCCAUUGCUAUGUGUUUUUCCGAGAUGGUUUCCUAUAAUCUUCAUAGGAAUAAAACAUGAAGUUCAUGUAAUUAUUUUCUGUGUUUUAUACAGUCUUUUAAUAUACAUGGCCAGACAUUAUG
Macrobrachium nipponense is the source of this 2607-nucleotide messenger RNA. Its product is annotated as tyrosine-protein kinase transmembrane receptor Ror-like. The coding region runs from base 546 to 1508 and encodes 320 amino acids. The transcript has 9 exons. The record is from RefSeq and is a predicted model, not a curated record. Gene Ontology annotation, molecular function: transmembrane receptor protein tyrosine kinase activity; Wnt-protein binding; ATP binding. Gene Ontology annotation, cellular component: plasma membrane; signaling receptor complex. Gene Ontology annotation, biological process: cell surface receptor protein tyrosine kinase signaling pathway; positive regulation of kinase activity; multicellular organism development. NCBI's taxonomy places the organism in Eukaryota, Metazoa, Arthropoda, Malacostraca, Decapoda, Palaemonidae.